Messenger RNA from Andrographis paniculata, 1506 nucleotides. RefSeq names its product glycerol-3-phosphate dehydrogenase [NAD(+)] 2, chloroplastic. Bases 24 to 1376 code for a protein of 450 amino acids. Gene Ontology annotation, biological process: carbohydrate metabolic process; glycerol-3-phosphate catabolic process. Gene Ontology annotation, molecular function: glycerol-3-phosphate dehydrogenase [NAD(P)+] activity; NAD binding. The record is from RefSeq and is a predicted model, not a curated record. The transcript has 9 exons. Lineage: Eukaryota; Viridiplantae; Streptophyta; Magnoliopsida; Lamiales; Acanthaceae. Gene Ontology annotation, cellular component: cytosol; glycerol-3-phosphate dehydrogenase (FAD) complex.
GCGAGCUUGAAGAAGGUUCGGCCAUGGCCGCUUCGCUGUUGGAGGCGCCGUUUUCCGGCAAUCACUCGUCGUUCGGAGCUAAUCACUUCUCCUUUAAACUUCAAACUACGAAGCCUGUUAACUAUUUCAUCCCUCCGGUACGUUCUCCAACUUCCGCAUAUCCUAUAUGGCUAUGCGCCGCCGGAGAUAUUGGAGACCAAAUACCACGGCAGCUGCAUUCUCCGCCGAGUACGGAGAAGAGUUCUGAAGAAUUUAGCGUUGCAAUUGAGAGAAUCAUAGACCGGAGGAAGGCGGUGCGCGUGGCUUGGGAAAAGCUGGUCCGGUGGUCUCGUUCGUGGCGGUCCAGGGCAAAGACUGACGUUCUCGAACGCACUAAGAAGGUUGCACUACUUGGAGGUGGAUCUUUUGGCACAGCUAUGGCGGCUCAUGUCGCCAGUAGAAAAUCACAGCUAGAAGUUACUGUCCUCGUUCGCGAUCCUAAAAUCUGUCAAUCAAUCAACGAAAGCCAUUUCAAUUGUAAGUAUUUUCCAGAACAAAAGCUUCCGGAAAAUGUCAUUGCAACAACAGAUCCUAAAGUUGCUCUACAAGGUGCAGACUUCUGCUUCCAUGCUGUGCCAGUGCAGUUCAGUGCUUCAUUCCUCGAGGGCAUCGCUGAACAUGUUGAUUCAAGCUUGCCCUUCAUUUCUCUGAGCAAAGGUCUGGAGCUUAAUACAUUGAGAACCAUGUCUCAGAUAAUCCCCCGAGCGCUAAAGAAUCCUCGCCAGCCGUACGUUGUUCUGUCUGGACCUUCAUUUGCACUGGAGCUGAUGAACAAAUUGCCAACAGCAAUGGUGGUGGCAUCUAAAGACAAAAAAUUGGCCAAUGCUGUCCAGCAACUUCUUGCCUCUAGGAACAUGAGAAUCAGCACAUCAAGUGAUGUUACAGGGGUUGAAAUUGCAGGUGCUCUCAAGAAUGUACUUGCCAUAGCUGCUGGAAUUGUGGAAGGCCUAAAUCUUGGAAAUAAUUCCAUGGCAGCUCUUGUUGCCCAAGGUUGCUCUGAAAUAAGAUGGCUGGCCACAAAGAUGGGUGCCAAAUCAACGACAUUGACGGGGCUGUCCGGAACAGGGGACAUAAUGCUCACUUGUUUCGUGAACCUUUCAAGAAACCGAACAGUCGGGGUUCGUCUGGGAUCUGGAGAAAAACUCGACAACAUUCUCGAUUCCAUGAACCAGGUGGCCGAGGGGGUGUCCACUGCCGGUGCGGUGAUCGCACUGGCACAGAAAUACAAGGUUAAAAUGCCGGUCUUGACUGCAGUUGCUCGGAUCAUCGACAACGAACUUACCCCAACAAAAGCUGUAAAUGAACUAAUGAAUCUCCCACAGGUUGAAGAAGUUUAGCAAGCAAUACCUCUUAUCAUACGACGAAAGCUGUGUCGCAAAACGGGUACAUUCUCCCACCUGAAAUUCUUCGUAAUUUCAGUUCCUUCCGCGCUUAGAUUUUGAGUUGAUUUAGAUUACAAUACCUACG